GACAAACUGGACACAUUCAUUGUGAAUCCAUGAGAAUCCAGUUGGAAGAAGGGAUUAGAGAUCUGGAAAGUGAAUUGGAGAGGGUCAAAAACACCCAACAAGAGAGUGCUUCUCGUAAAGAAGCAACUCAGGGAGGGAUGGAAAUGUACAAAGAGCUGUAUGUGGAGGAAGUGAAAACCAGAAGAUGCCUUGCCAAGAAACUGGAAAGGCUGGAAAAGCUUCUGAGGAUAGAGAGCAGGAAACUCCGGGUUAAUGAAGAGAAAGGAAGUCAGUCCCAGCUGGAAGAAAUGAAGAAGAGAUAUUCUGAAAAGGUCAAGGAAGUUGAUAGAUUCCAAAGAGAGGUUGCUGAACUUUCCCAGCAGUUGGACAGGGAACGUGAACAGUGCACGCAGCUGGAGGCCAAAAAUCAGGCUUUGCAAGAAGAGCUGUCUGCCCUGCGUGGGGAGUGUGAGAACCUGGCCAUGGACAAAUGCCAGCUGCAAGAAGAGCUGGCAAAACUCCACCAUCAUUUGGAGACCAACGUGGUGGAUCGCAGCCAACUCGAACAGUGUAAAAGAGAGGUGGAAGAACAAGCAGACCAGGAAAUAAGACAAAAACUCCAGGAAGUCAAUGAGUUUUUGCAAGGGGGAAGGUGCUCAGAAAAGGAGUCACUGAAAUUCCAGUGGUGUGGGUGA
Messenger RNA from Pseudopipra pipra, 674 nucleotides. Its product is annotated as ankyrin repeat domain-containing protein 26-like. The transcript is spliced from 4 exons. The record is from RefSeq and is a predicted model, not a curated record. The coding region runs from base 30 to 674 and encodes 214 amino acids. Lineage: Eukaryota; Metazoa; Chordata; Aves; Passeriformes; Pipridae.